AUGUCUUCGCAAGAGCAGAUCUCUCGGCAGGACGACGACGAUUGGACGGGGGUCACCGAUCCUGCCCUUCGGAAGAAGCUGCAGAACAAACUCAACCAACGUGCUUUGCGAGCACGAAAACGCCGCGACCGGCAAAAGGCUCUUCUGUUGCAGUCCAAGGAUGACAAGGCAGACUUGCGGCGCUAUGCAUUGAUACUUCCACGACCAGAUCAAGCCAAAGGGCCGCAACAGCCGCCUCGACCCACAUCGCUCUUGGAGGCGGUAGCAAUGAUGCCGCGCUUCGACACCGAAGCCUACGAGAAAUACUAUGCCGCGGAUCCAUGCCUCGACCAUCUAUUUACCUUGAGCAAAUUUAACGUACUUCGUGCCUUCCUGGAUAAUAUGGCAGCCCUUGGAUUAAGCAUGGAGGCAAUGGGAGACGACGUCAUCUCUCCCUUCAGUACUGAUAUGCCGGAACCCCACGAGAGGGAAAGAAUCCCAGCUACUCUCCUUCCCACCGCUAUUCAAGCCUUAGUUCCUCAUCAUCCCUGGCUAGACUGCUUCCCGUUCCCGCAAAUGCGGGACAAUCUGGUCAUGGCCGAUGGGUCAUUUAACGAUUGCGAGCUGUGCACGGAUAUGAUGGAUCCCACCACUGGCGAUAUCGGGGUCAUGGUCUGGGGGGAUCCCUGGCUUCCGCAGAAUUGGGAAGUCUCGGAGUUGUUUGCUCAGAAGUGGUCAUGGGUCAUCAAGGGGUGUCCGGACAUCAUUGUGCACAGCAACUAUUGGAGAGCUCGACGAGGGCUAAAGAAACUGAAAGUGAACUUUAUGUAA
Molecule: messenger RNA, 810 nt
Organism: Aspergillus bombycis
Lineage: Eukaryota; Fungi; Ascomycota; Eurotiomycetes; Eurotiales; Aspergillaceae
Exons: 2
Coding region: 1-810 (269 amino acids)
Source: RefSeq, a predicted model, not a curated record